AUGCAGAGUCAGCAGUGGUUUGAAGGCGACUCGACAUCGUUAAUAGACGGAUCAACUAAUAGGACGCUAAGUAAUUCCAAUAGACUGAAUCAAAUAAAUGAGCAAGAUCAGAUCAAUGAGCGUGCCAGGCAAUUGCUAGAGAGGACGAGGGAGAGGAGAGACAGGCUUCUACGGCGAGGUGUUGAUGUGUUGGCUACAAGACCGUCGAUAUCGCAACCACCAUUGGAAGUGGCAGCUCGAUAUCUCAGUGGUGGACCAGUCACACCUGAUAGAAAUCGUCGUGACUUAAUAAAUGAGAGGUAUGACCGUGAUGAUGAUGGUUUUAAUUAUGACGUUCAAAGGGACGACGAUGUGAGUGAACGAUAUAUGCCUAGGUGGGAGAAGCAAUCACCACAUAAAGUAAUUAAAAGAGCCAAAAAUAAACGAAAGAAACAAAGGAUCAAUAAAGAGAUUCAAAGUAAGAUUGACUCUAUGAAGUCGCAUAUGGAAGAAGCCAAGUCGUACACAAAGCCAAGCAAUCUUGCAUUAUAUGAGAUACGGAAAUAUCAACGAUCUACAGAUCUAUUACUUUCUAAGAUUCCAUUCUCACGUUUGGUGAAGGAAGUGGCAGAUUCAUUUACUUUUGAAAAUGAAGAUCUUCAUUGGAAUUCGAUGGCUAUCCUAGCAUUGCAAGAAGCCAGUGAAGCGUAUCUUGUUGGGUUAUUAGAGCAUGCGAAUUUAUUGGCGAUUCAUGCUAAGAGGGUGACGAUCAUGAAAAAGGAUAUUCAAUUGGCUAGAAGAAUACGUGGUCAAUUCAUAUAG
Molecule: messenger RNA, 801 nt
Organism: Maudiozyma barnettii
Lineage: Eukaryota; Fungi; Ascomycota; Saccharomycetes; Saccharomycetales; Saccharomycetaceae
Gene: CSE4
Product: centromeric DNA-binding histone H3-like protein CSE4
Exons: 1
Coding region: 1-801 (266 amino acids)
Biological process (GO): rRNA transcription
Cellular component (GO): nucleosome
Molecular function (GO): structural constituent of chromatin; DNA binding; protein heterodimerization activity
Source: RefSeq, a predicted model, not a curated record